AUGCAGACAAUUAAGUGUGUAGUAGUGGGAGAUGGUGCUGUUGGUAAAACAUGCCUACUUAUUAGCUACACAACCAAUAAGUUCCCAUCUGAGUAUGUGCCCACUGUGUUUGAUAACUAUGCUGUCACUGUCAUGAUAGGAGGAGAGCCAUACACAUUGGGUCUCUUUGAUACUGCAGGCCAGGAAGACUAUGACAGGCUGCGGCCAUUAAGUUAUCCACAGACUGAUGUUUUCCUCGUUUGCUUCAGUGUAGUAAGCCCCAGUUCAUUUGAAAACGUCAAGGAAAAAUGGGUACCAGAAAUCACUCAUCAUCAACAAAAGACACCUUUUCUCCUUGUGGGCACUCAGAUAGACUUGCGAGAUGACGCAGCCACGAUGGAGAAGCUGGCUAAGAUAAAACAGAAGCCUGUCUCUUUGGAACAAGGUGAAAAACUAGCUAAGGAACUCAAGGCUGUCAAAUACGUUGAGUGUUCAGCUCUCACACAGAAAGGAUUGAAGAACGUGUUCGACGAGGCCAUAUUAGCAGCACUGGAGCCUCCAGAACCCGCCAGGAAAAAGAAAUGUGUGCUGUUGUAA
This is a messenger RNA of Spodoptera littoralis (African cotton leafworm), 576 nucleotides long. NCBI's taxonomy places the organism in Eukaryota, Metazoa, Arthropoda, Insecta, Lepidoptera, Noctuidae. The record is from the annotation of a GenBank genome assembly.